This is a messenger RNA of Otolemur garnettii (small-eared galago), 2774 nucleotides long. RefSeq names its product glutamic-oxaloacetic transaminase 1 (gene GOT1). NCBI's taxonomy places the organism in Eukaryota, Metazoa, Chordata, Mammalia, Primates, Galagidae. Gene Ontology annotation, cellular component: cytosol. Gene Ontology annotation, molecular function: L-aspartate:2-oxoglutarate transaminase activity; pyridoxal phosphate binding. Gene Ontology annotation, biological process: L-aspartate biosynthetic process. The record is from RefSeq and is a predicted model, not a curated record. Bases 194 to 1435 code for a protein of 413 amino acids. The transcript has 9 exons.
CCUUCUUUGUCAGAAGCUCGCAAUUGGGUAGGCGUGUUGCCAAGCUCCGGAUGCUGCUCAGCCAUUGGAGGCUGCCGGCCCGCCCCCGCCGGCUGGGUGAAGGUGAGAGUCUCCUCGGGUCGCCGUGGCCAGCCGGGACCGAGCUGCUCCAGGCGCGGGGUGAAAGCUCUGGGCAGAUACUUGCUCUCUCGCCAUGGCGCCUCCAUCAGUCUUUGCCGAGGUUCCUCAGAGCGAGCCGGUCCUGGUCUUUAAGCUUACUGCCGACUUCCGGGAGGAUCCGGAUCCCCGCAAGGUCAACCUGGGAGUGGGAGCGUAUCGCACAGAUGACUCCCAGCCCUGGGUUCUGCCAGUAGUGAGGAAGGUGGAGCAGAAGAUUGCUAACGACAGUAGCCUAAACCAUGAGUAUCUACCCAUCUUGGGCCUGGCAGAGUUCCGGACCUAUGCUUCUCGCUUAGUCCUUGGGGACAACAGCCCAGCUAUCAAGGAGAAGCGGGUAGGAGGUGUACAGUCUUUGGGGGGAACGGGUGCACUACGAAUUGGAGCUGAGUUCUUAGCACGAUGGUACAAUGGAACAAACAACAAGAACACACCCGUCUACGUAUCCUCACCAACCUGGGAAAAUCAUAAUGGUGUAUUUUCCGCCGCUGGUUUUAAAGAUAUUCGGACCUAUCACUACUGGGAUGCAGAGAAGAGAGGACUUGACCUCCAGGGUUUCCUGAAUGAUCUGGAGAAUGCUCCUGAGUUCUCCAUCUUUGUCCUCCAUGCCUGUGCACACAACCCAACCGGGACUGACCCCACCCCAGAGCAGUGGAAACAGAUUGCUUCUUGCAUGAAGCGGCGGUUUCUGUUCCCUUUCUUCGACUCAGCCUAUCAGGGCUUCGCGUCUGGAAACCUAGAGAAAGAUGCCUGGGCGGUUCGCUAUUUUGUGUCUGAAGGCUUUGAGCUCUUCUGUGCCCAGUCCUUCUCUAAGAACUUCGGGCUCUACAAUGAACGAGUGGGGAAUCUGACUGUGGUUGGAAAAGAAGCUGACGGCAUCCUGAGGGUCCUUUCCCAGAUGGAGAAGAUUGUGCGAGUUACUUGGUCCAAUCCCCCAGCCCAGGGAGCACGAAUCGUGGCUCUGACCCUAAGUAACCCUGAGCUCUUUGAGGAAUGGACAGGAAAUGUAAAGACAAUGGCUGACCGGAUUCUGACCAUGAGAUCCAAACUCAGGGAACAAUUAGAAGCCCUGAAGACCCCUGGAACCUGGAAUCACAUCACUGAGCAAAUUGGCAUGUUUAGUUUCACUGGAUUGAACCCCAAGCAGGUUGCAUACAUGGUCAAUGAAAAGCACAUCUAUCUGUUGCCAAGCGGUCGGAUCAACAUGUGUGGCUUAACCACCAAAAAUUUGGAUUAUGUGGCCACCUCCAUCCAUGAAGCAGUCACCAAAAUCCAGUGAAGAAACACCAUCCCGUCCAGCACCACCAAAGCAAUUCUGUCAUGUGUGUUUCCUGCCUGCACAAACCUAGAUGUACAUAUCAUGGAUUAGAGAUGACUGAAGGACUGGAAGUUUGGUCUGGUGAGGUGGCUUCUGUUUAAAUUGGUCCCACGUAAACAGAACAUCCCUUGAAAUGAAUUUGUGGCCUGAGAUUAGCGCCUUUUGGAGGCCAGAGCAAAUUAAGAUUUUUAUUUAAGAAUAAAAAGUACUUGGAUCAUGAGAUGUAGGUAUCUUGCCCCCCUUGCUAGAGGCAGGAGUGUGUGCAUGUGUGCUACACGUGGCUCGACUCUGUACAAAGUCCUGUCCCAAAGAUCAAGUUGUCUGAAGGAGCCAAAGUAUGAUUGUGGGAGUUGGUUAUGGGCAUUAAAACUCAUCAUCUCGACCCAGAGUUGUCUUUAUCUCCCUGCUCUUUCUGCAUGGUUGUGUCUCUAGUUCUAAACUUUAGUUCUUUAGGGUGACUGUGAUAAAUAUAUUUAAUCAUGACACAUACAUAUUUAAUUGAAAAAAAAUGUUUCACCAAACAGUGUACUCUUGUUAUGUGUAGUGCAUUUGGUAUUUUCUAGUCUGUUCUAUUGUGUUCUCCUUCACUAAGAAAAUAAAAUAAAAAUGCUAAUCAAGACCUAUGGAAUUGAUUUUGUGAUCCACUAAUGAGUUGUGAUCCACAGUUUAAAAUGAAUGCUUUAGAGGAAUUAACUAGUGUCUAUAGGAAAAAGUAAAAUGUAUUCUCACUAUAUAGCUCCCUUUAGUGAACUCACCAUAUAUGACUGUUGGUUUUAUGGGCUCGUCAUUCAGAGCCCACCCAUCAUCUUAUAUUACUUUAGAAAAUGGACUUCAUAGGAGGAGUAUCAUCACUCAGGGUGAUUCUGGAACUCCAGCCUCUCUCUUCCCAUUAUAGUCAGAGUUCUCUUAGUCUAUUGAAACAAUUAGGGCCACUUAAAUAUAGAUCACGAUUUCCAGAUGGUACAAGGGCAAAUGGCAGUUUUGUAUAAUAGAAUUUGAUGGGGUCUAAUCUUAUUAAAACAAGAGAGUUACAACUUGGAGUUUAGAAAUAUUUAGUUAAUUCUUGUUAUUUUAACAAGGUCUACUCCUUUCUAGGAUGCCUUUGUGUAAAAUCCUAGUCUUGAGAUGAUUGGGGUCUUAGAAUUCAAGUCUAUCCCCCACCCUCCCCAGUGAAAACAGUCUCAUCUUGCCCCUGAUGCAUCAUCUUCAACUGGGGGUUGUUGUUGGUGGAUUCUUUGAGUACUUGAUGAGGCCUCCAUCCCAUUCUGUUGUCUUAAUAAUAAAGAUGUUUUACUUUUGA